AUGCCCUGUUGCUUUGGACAUCAGGGUAGUUAUUUCAAGCGUAAUGUUGUUGCUCCGAGCUUCCGUGACGGUUUUCAGGGCGCCCCGUCGCUACUCCCAGCCCCCGUCGCUACUCCCAGCGCCCCUCGCUACUCCCAGCCCCCGUCGCUACUCCCAGCCCCCAUCGCUACUCCCAGCCCCCGUCGCUACUCCCAGCCCCCGUCGCUACUCCCAGCCCCCGUCGCUACUCCCAACCCCCAUCGCUACUCCCAGCGCCCAUCGCUACUCCCAGCCCCCGUCGCUACUCCCAGCCCCCGUCGCUACUCCCAGCCCCCAUCGGUACUCCCAGCCCCCGUCGCUACUCCCAGCGCCCCUCGCUACUCCCAGCCCCCGUCGCUACUCCCAGCCCCCGUCGCUACUCCCAACCCCCAUCGCUACUCCCAGCCCCCGUCGCUACUCCCAGCGCCCCGUCGCUACUCCCAACCCCCAUCGCUACUCCCAGCCCCCGUCGCUACUCCCAGCGCCCCGUCGCAACUCCCAGCGCCCGUCGCUACUCCCAACCCCCGUCGCUACUCCCAGCCCCCGUCGCUACUCCCAGCGCCCCUCGCUACUCCCAGCCCCCGUCGCUACUCCCAGCCCCCGUCGCUACUCCCAGCCCCCGUCGCUACUCCCAGCCCCCGUCGCUACUCCCAACGCCCGUCGCUACUCCCAGCGCCCCUCGCUACUCCCAGCCCCCGUCGCUACUCCCAGCGCCCCGUCGCAAUUCCCAGCGCCCCUCGCUUCUCCCAGCGCCCCUCGCUACUCCCAGCCCCCGUCGCUACUCCCAGCCCCCGUGACUCGGAAGAUAUGACCCCCUAUCACUGA
Procambarus clarkii (red swamp crayfish) is the source of this 843-nucleotide messenger RNA. RefSeq lists its product as uncharacterized. The record is from RefSeq and is a predicted model, not a curated record. NCBI's taxonomy places the organism in Eukaryota, Metazoa, Arthropoda, Malacostraca, Decapoda, Cambaridae.